Molecule: messenger RNA, 1873 nt
Organism: Anopheles cruzii
Lineage: Eukaryota; Metazoa; Arthropoda; Insecta; Diptera; Culicidae
Product: voltage-dependent anion-selective channel-like
Exons: 4
Coding region: 142-1104 (320 amino acids)
Biological process (GO): monoatomic anion transmembrane transport
Cellular component (GO): mitochondrial outer membrane
Molecular function (GO): voltage-gated monoatomic anion channel activity
Source: RefSeq, a predicted model, not a curated record
UUUGAACGUUCCGUCGCCGAGAAGUCGUGUGUGCGUAUCUUUGCUCUUCGUGGCAUUUUUGCUAACACCAGUGAAAGUAAAAGAGAUUUUUCUCGGUGUUCCUCUCGUUGUUGCAACUGAAAUCACUCGCACUUUGAAAUAAUGGCACCACCAUCGUACUCCGAUCUUGGCAAGCAGGCGCGCGAUGUCUUCAGCAAAGGCUACCACUUCGGUCUGUGGAAGCUGGACGUCAAGACGAAGACCAACUCGGGCGUGGAGUUCAGCACGAGCGGCCACUCGAACCAAGACACCGGCAAGGUGUUCGGCUCGCUCGAGACCAAGUACAAGGUGAAGGAGUACGGGCUGAACUUCUCGGAGAAGUGGAACACAGACAACACGCUCACUUCGGAGGUAUCGGUAGAGAAUCAGCUGGUGAAGGGCCUGAAGGUGUCCUUCGAUGGCAUGUUCGUGCCACACACCGGGUACGUGCGAAGGGAACGCGGUGGUCGCCGGCUGAGCUGCGGCUUUUCCUUCAAGUAUCGCCACAAACUGGCCACGUCCGGUAAUAACGAACCCGUUAUCACUCUGUCUUACAGAAGCAAAACGGGACGCUUCAAGACUGCCUACACGCACGAUCGUGUCCGCGUUGACGCUGACUUUAACGUCGACCUGAGCGGUCCGCUCGUCAAUGCGUCCGGCGUCGCCAGCUACCAGGGCUGGUUGGCCGGUUACCAGGUUGCAUUUGACUCGCAGAAGUCGAAAAUUACCGCCAACAAUUUCGCUGUCGGCUACUCGGCCGGCGACUUUGUGCUGCACACCAAUGUCAACGACGGGCGCGAGUUCGGUGGUCUGAUCUAUCAGCGGUGCAACGAUCGUCUGGAGACCGCCGUUCAGCUAUCGUGGGCUAGUGGCUCGAACGCGACCAAGUUCGGUCUGGGUGCCAAGUACGAUCUGGACAAGGAUGCUUGCGUGCGCGCCAAGGUCAACAACCAGAGCCAGAUUGGUCUCGGCUAUCAGCAGAAGCUGCGUGAUGGAGUCACAUUGACUUUGUCUACGCUGGUCGAUGGCAAGAACUUCAACGCUGGUGGCCACAAGCUCGGUAUCGCUCUGGAGCUGGAGGCUUAAGGGGGAAUCAGGCGAAGGAAGUAAAGGAGGACGGUGUGUGUUGGCCGUGCCCACGCCAUCCGUACGAGCGAGCGUCGUAUUUUGUGUUCUUGCGCCCGUUAGUCCCGCCCACCCGUUGUCGGGAUCGUUCCUGCGACCAGAGCCUGCGCCAGAAGACCGUCUGUGUGCGUCGUGUGUGUGAGUGUGGUGGGUAGUGGUGGUGUAGUUGAAGCGUUUUAAGAAAUAUUAAACCAUCGGGGCAAGGAGCUCUCUCCUAGCCUUUCCUACUACCUACUAAUAUGCUACAAUAUUGAAUAAAUCGAGAAUCACAUGAAGAGAGAACCAUAUAAAAACUGCAAAGCGAGCCUCGGGAAAACACCGCAGAUGGAGCAGAGAGCAUCAUAAAAACACGCAUCCAAUAACAAGCCGCCCAAAGGCGCACUGAGAAGCCAAGCCAGUUUUAUCGUUUGAAUGCUUGCGUCUGCGUCUUUAUGUCAAAACACGCGUUUGCUUGCGUUAGCUCAAACACACCAAAAUGCUACAUCAACACGCUUUUCGAAAGCGACCAAACAUAACAAAUAAUGGCUGCUCUCCUGCCAUGCUCCAAAAUUGGGUACAAUCGCCAACGAAAGAACAAUCGAACGGCACGGGCAAGACAAAAAAUGACGAAAAUCGCCACACACACGUGCUCGCGUGUACUGCCGGAGGGGGCAAAUAAGACAUUGCAACAAAAGACGGCACAAAGGCCAGGUAGAAUAAAGCGAAAUGGUUAUUUGUUAGUCUCUAGAAA